AUGGCUCUGACAAAGUGUAUGAGGUCCGAGAACAUCAUGUUGACAAUGUUGAUACCUGGUCCAACCGCACCUAGCAACAACAUUGAUGUAUAUCUACAGCCAUUGAUAGAGGACUUGCAUGAUUUGUGGACAGAAGGUAUGGAAGUUUAUGAUUCGUUUAAGAAGGAGAGUUUUACACUUAGAGCUAUGAUGAUGUGGAGUAUCACCGAUUAUCCUGGUUUAGGAACAUUAGCUGGGUGUAAAGUGAAAGGGAAGCAAGCGUGUAAUGUCUGCGGGAAUGGUACACCUCAUAGGUGGCUAAAGUUUAGUCGCAAACAUGUUUACAUGGAGAACAGGAAGCGGCUCAGGCCUAGUCAUCCUUAUAGAAGAAGGAAAGGAUGGUUUGACAAUACAGUGGAGGUUGGUACUGCAAAGAGGAUUCAGAGUGGCUGCGAUAUAUUUGACAGUCUUAAGGACUUUAAAAACGAUUUUGGGAAACCUUUACCUAAGAAGAGUAAGCGGAAAAGGAUAGAAGGAGGUGAAGAUGAUGUUCUUUCAGCUGACGACUGUGAGGAAGAUGAUGAUCUGUGGCGGUGGAAGAAAAAAUCUAUUUUCUUUGACUUACCUUAUUGGAAGGAUAUGCCUGUGAGGCAUAACAUCGACGUCAUGCACGUCGAGAAGAACGUGUCUGAUGCGCUGUUGUUUAUACUGAUGCAUAGUGCGAAAUCUAAGGAUGGACUGAAAGCAAGAAAGGAUUUAGAAGAGAUGGCUAACUGUGUCUCACUGGAUCCUCCUUCUAUUGGCGGCAUGAAGUCACAUGAUCAUCAUGUUCUUAUGCAGAAUCUCUUACCAGUAGCGUUGAGAGGUUUACUUCCUAAAGGACCUCGGAUAGCAGUGACUCGCAUAUGCAAUUUCUUCAACAGACUCUGCCAACACAUUCUUGAUCCAGAGAUGCUACUUGCACUAGAAACAGAGAUUGUGGAGACAAUGUGCCAGCUAGAGAGAUUCUUCCCACCUGCAUUAUUUGAUAUCAUGUUUCACCUUCCACUGCAUCUGGCAAGAGAAGCACGCUUGGGUGGCCCUGUUCACUUCAGGUGGAUGUACCCAUUCGAGAGGUAUAUGAAGACACUUAAGGCAUAUGUGAAGAAUUUUGCAAGACCUGAAGCUUGUAUGGCCGAUGGAUAUCUUGCUUGUGAAUGCCUCGCAUUUUGUGUGGAGUUCUUGCAAAAAUCAGUUCCAAUCCCUAAUAACUCAAAGGAGCAUUCACAAAGGCUCAGAUGGCUUGCUUUUGGACCUAGAAAUGUUGCACACACGUACAAGGGAUUUAUAAUUAAUGGACAUCGUUACCAGACGGAAGAUGUUAAGCGGAAGACUCAGAACAGUGGGGUUACAAAUGAAGCAUUCUCCAUGUGCAGAGCUAGUGCCAAAGAUGCGAACCAACAGGCAGACAUGGUUGCAUACUUUGGAGUCAUUCAGGAGAUCAUAUUGCUUGACUACCACAUGUUUGAGGUGCCUCUGUUUAAGUGUAGUUGGGCUCAUAAAGGGAGAGGAGUGAAAGAGGAAGACGGUUUCACACUGGUCAAUCUCCAUAUGAACCAGUCAUCAUUUGUUAAUGAUCCUUACAUUCUGCCUUCUCAAGCUAAACAAGUCUUCUACUCUAGAGAAGAUGACAGCUCACCUUGGUAUGUUGUUAUGAGAGCACCACCUAGAGGAUACCAUGAGUUAGAGACUGAAGAGGAAGUUAGUUCUGCACCCGUAACAGUUGAGCAUGAAGAAGAUACUGGAGAUCAAGCAUCUGAUGAUGAGAGUUUUUGUGUUAGGAAUGAUUGUGAGGGUGUUUUUAUAUAUGAGUAA
Messenger RNA from Brassica oleracea var. oleracea, 1833 nucleotides. RefSeq lists its product as uncharacterized. Lineage: Eukaryota; Viridiplantae; Streptophyta; Magnoliopsida; Brassicales; Brassicaceae. The transcript is spliced from 5 exons. The coding region runs from base 1 to 1833 and encodes 610 amino acids. The record is from RefSeq and is a predicted model, not a curated record.